UCACGACGCCGGAGCAGCCGGAGCCGCAAAGCCCCAUCCACAGGGCUUUCCAAACACCGUGUCUGCUUCACGCUCCGACUAUAUCCUCCUACCGACUCUCUGCAGAGAUUAAUUAACGCGCUGCAGCCCACGGUGGUCGAGGGAACCGGCAGGAACCGUAAAGACGAGGAGGACGACGGCGGCGGCAUCGAUCAUAAUGACGACUGAAUAAAUCAGUUUAUAGGAUCCUGGCUUGCGGGUCAAAGAGUUUAACCCGUCGUCUGCCGCCGGGGAAGGUCGUCGGUGAACGGUGAAACGGUGCGGCAUCUCAGUGAAAUGCGCCUGGACACGGUCGGGGGCCGUUUCUUUGUCGUUUCUUUCAAUGUGGCCGGUGCAGCCGCGUUGAUGCAGCAGCAGAAACCGCAUCACUCAAGACAAAAGGUGAAAUAAACACCAAAAACCACAGCGAAUCCGCCUGGGCUUCUCAAGUGUUCCUGUGAAGAAUCAGGUCAUAGAGCUAAGAGACAGCUACCAGGCAGCUGUAUUGGGAUGGCGGCCGUUGUGAACUAUUCUCCGCCAUGGUGGGUGAAUCUGCUCCACCGUUUGCCUCAUUUCAACAUUGAAUUUCAAACGGUGAGCAGUGACUUCAGACCAGAGGACUCAGAAUAUCAGAAGUCUGUUUUGCUCAUCGGUUCUGUGGCAUUGGUGUGCUUGUGCCUGGACCUCCUUUUCCUCCUCUUCUACUCCUUCUGGCUUUGCUGCCGAAGACGAAAGAAUGAUGACUCCUCCCACUCACAUUCACACGCCCAGCAGCCCAGCGCUGACUGUUGCUGCACCGCUUGGUGCGUCAUCAUCGCAACGCUCGUCUGCAGUGCUGGUAUCGCUGUAGGAUUCUAUGGAAACGGGGAGUCGAGUGAUGGAGCCAGUCGUUUGGCAUACUCCCUCCGUCAUGCUAACCGCACCGUAUCCGGGGUGGAGAAACUGGUGUCAGACAACGCCCUAGCCUUAAACCAGACGGUGGAAGAAAACUUAUACCAAUUAGAGACAGCCUUCCAGGAUCAGACGGACUAUGUGUCCAUCGUCCAAAAGCUGCAGGGACAGCUGGACGAGCUGGUGAAGCUGAUGGCCGACAUCCCUUUCUGGUCCAACACUGAAGUUUCCCUGGAGGACUUGGCUCGAAAAACAGAGGCCUUUGACUUUUACAGGUGGAUGGGGUACCUUGGGUUGCUGCUGUUUGACGUACUCAUUUGUCUUCUGGUGCUAUUUGGUCUCAUACGCAACUCUAGAAGCACUCUGAUUGGAGUAUGUCUGCUCGGCGUUCUGACUUUGAUAAUCAGCUGGGGGUCUCUGGGCCUGGAAUUGGCUGUUGCUGCUUCAGCCAGCGACUUCUGCGUUUCCCCGGAUACCUACAUCACCAGGGUAACCAAAGAAAAUGCUGUCAUCAACCAAGAUAUCCUGCAGUAUUACCUAAAGUGCAGCUCUGGACAAAUUAACCCCUUCCAGCAGAGGCUGUCAGGGAGUCACAAAGCAUUGGUGGAGAUGCAGGAUGAUGUGGCAGAGCUACUGAGAUCAGCAACACGUGAUUAUCCCAACACCAAGGGGAGACUGGAGCAAAUCCAGUCUGUGUUGAAUUCCACCGAGGUUGGUCUUCACCAACUGACUGCUUUGGUUGACUGUCGUAGUCUGCACAUGGACUACGUCCAAGCACUGACCGGGCUGUGUUAUGAUGGGGUGGAGGGUAUCAUAUACCUUGUGCUCUUCUCCUUUGUCACUGCUCUGAUGUUCUCCUCAAUUGUGUGCAGCGUGCCUCAUACCUGGCCUGGCAAGAGGACGGAUGAGGAAGACGGAGAGGACGAGUCGGGCGCCUCACGUGGCGGUGUGCACGAUAACCUGUACCGCGUUCACAUGCCCAGUCUCUACAGCUGUGGCUCCAGCUACGGUAGCGAAGCUAGCCUGCCCGCUACAGCCCACACUGUCAGCAAUGCCCCGGUCACUGAAUACAUGAGCCAGAACGCAAACUUUCAGAACCCUCGGUGUGAGAACACCCCCUUGAUUGGCAGGGAGUCCCCUCCACCCUCUUACACCUCCAGUAUGAGAGCAAAAUACCUCGCAACCAACCGACCAGACCAGAACCGACGCUCCGUUCCCAAUGACCAACUGGAUCCCGCCAGCCGGCCUCACCCCGCCGCCCGACCACAGUCCUCAGUCCAUUAGAGACCAGUCGCACCCAGUACUGCCUCAGCCCAGUUCUCACAGCCAAAAGGAAGCCCCAACACAGCACUCAUGCCAGAGCUCAGCCACUGCUGGCUGGAUUUAAGCACCAACAGGACCCCAGUCUGCCAUGGUCCACUGAAUUUUAUCCUGAGUUCACCAGUAACAUGACAAGUUGUAAAUCAACAAAAAAAAAAAAAUGAUGGUACUUCACAGACCAACUUCCCAUCUACAGUUAUCACUACAGGAAAAAAAAAUCAUAGAAAGGUCAAUAUUUCUUCUUUUCUUCAUGGAUAAACACUCGGCUCCUCAUUGCAACACCGCUGCGAUGGAGCUGCUCACGUAAAGCGCCUUGAUACAGUAUCUUUUUCUCUGCUACCUUUGAAACAUCUCCCUCUUCACUGGUAUCUGUGCGCUGCUGUCCUGUGGAGGCACCUCGGCCGCUCUCAGCACCUCCGGACACAUUUACAUUCAGAGCACACACACACAAGCACACACCUGCCCUGUACAGAGCUGUAAAUAGUCAACAUGGGCUUUGUUCUAAUUUCAUUAAAAGUAGACUGUUGAAUCCUUACUGGUUACGUGAUGUGCUGCGUGUUUACCACAGAAAUUCUUUGCUGCAUCUCUCACACAAACUGGUGGAUAAACUAACUGGAUACUCAUGCGUAAAGAUAAUAAGCCAGUGAAUCAGAAAGCCAUGUUUAGAUAGAAACUGAACUGUGCCACCCCAUUCACAUUCCCUCUUUAACUUAACAUUACCGUAAGACUUGAAAAGUGAGCUCAAAAAAAAAAAAGUGUGUGUUCAUGUGUCCCUUUCCUUACUUAUUUACGUGCACAUACAGACAUUGACUAAUGCAUUUUUGAAUAUGAGCCGGGAAUUUUGGAGAUGGAGUCAGAGACAAUGGACAUAAGAAGGCUCGACAUUGUGCCAAAAAACUGAAAACUGAAAGGAAGGAUGCCUGAUUCUGUUCUCAUCUCCCACUGCCUCCUCCAGAUAUCUCAGAAAAGGGGAAAUAAAACUCACAUGGAACAUUUUCCCUCCAACUGUCUAUGAGGGAGCAGGAAAGUCUUGAAAAGGAAGCAAUGGAUGGAUAAUUGCCACUUAACAUUUGUCAGGUGCUAUGUAAAGCUGUUCAAGUCUCUGAAGAGGAUCAGGACUAAGGGACAAAAGGGAAAAAACAUAUUUCCUUUUUUACUCAAUGGAAAUGGUGUCAUAAACCUGGAAAAAAAGGAUGUUACAUAAAAGUAUUGUUUUUGUUUCCAGCUUAAGUUAACAUCCAUGAUUUGAUACUGUGACCAAUACUAUUCAGUUCCUCCUUCUUUCUCUUCCUCGUCCUGCAUUUUCCCUCUUUUGCUUUUAUUUUCUCAGCAGGUUACCUUGGAUGGCAGUGUCAACAGUGAUGUUUGGUCCAUGUUUUAUUUUACACACAAGCACAAUUUCUGUUUAAAGAUGACUUUAUGAGAUGGAGAAGUAAAACUCACUGCCUGGGACACUGCCAGUGGCUUUUCCUCCCACUCUCAAACUCUUGUGUACAGUGUAUAAAGACAGUAUUCGUGAACCAGUGUGUGCAACAUCACUGCAGCGCCAUCGGGUGUCGGUCUAACUCAGUGUUAACUUGGUGCGAGUACAGUUGAUCAGUGUGUCUGACCCCAGUCACGUCCACAUCGCCGCUGCAAACACAGUAACGCACACGAACACGGUAAACGUACUCUCACGUGUUUAAUAGGCACACUCGCUGAAGCAUCAUUUAAACGUCCAUCUUUCCGUGUUUUUGUCCUGUUUACAUUCACAUCUAGAGCCGUAGUAACCGCACACCCUCCUCCCACACCCAUUUGCAUCGUGGGUGAUGUAGUAGGUAGCGACUGCAUUUCACAGAAAAACCAGAACCCCGUAGUUAGCCGAGUGACAAGAGCCCUAACCUUCAAUUACUGUCCGACCACCGUUCCUGUACAGGAUUUUAAUAUUGUAUGAUUAAUCAAUGACCACUUCUCGUAUUAGCGAGACAAUCUUACAUGUGUGACUUUACUAGGAAGGAAAAUGUCCAUGUUAUGGUAACAAUGCUACCUAUGGUCUAGUACUUUAUAGUGUUCUCUUGCACCAUUGAUGCAAACAAUGUUAAAAUGUGUGGGACUAGUCACUGAUUAGUGGCCUUUCAUAAUGUUUUUAUGCUCUUGAAACACUUCAUAUCCCAACAUGUCUUUUUUUAUUAUUAUUUUACUCUGUCUUGUAAAAACAAAUCUGAUUUUAAAAUAAUAGCUAGCUGUUUUGUAGGAGAAUAAAAGCAAGAGCUUUUAUGUCUCUCCCAUUAAUGGUGAAUGACUCUGUCUUGCAAUGUUUUAAUAAGACUAUUCCAGUGUAACCCGCACAUCUGACUUCAGGCCGUAUUUGAAGUUCUGUGAAAUGUUUUCUGGUCUGACCAGUCUAGUAAAUCAUGACUUGAUUCUGAAAAAAAGUCAGAAAGGUGAGAGUGUGCAUGCAUGAGUGUGUGAGUGUGAGUGUGAAUGUAAUGCUUACAGGACUUUAAAUACACCUGUGUCCAGAUGUGACAAUGUUUUCUAUGGCUGUUUUUAUUUUCUGAUGUUUUAACUGAUAUUAAUGAUAUACAUGUCAAAACUGUGGUAAUGAUAUGCAGCCUGGAAUAAAUGUUAAAAAAAAAACAAAAAAAGGAAUUAAAGCAACUUUAAAGUA
Messenger RNA from Cololabis saira (Pacific saury), 4879 nucleotides. RefSeq names its product tweety family member 3b (gene ttyh3b). Bases 529 to 2193 code for a protein of 554 amino acids. NCBI's taxonomy places the organism in Eukaryota, Metazoa, Chordata, Actinopteri, Beloniformes, Belonidae. The record is from RefSeq and is a predicted model, not a curated record. The transcript is spliced from 15 exons. Gene Ontology annotation, cellular component: plasma membrane. Gene Ontology annotation, molecular function: volume-sensitive chloride channel activity; intracellularly calcium-gated chloride channel activity.